Molecule: messenger RNA, 3368 nt
Organism: Triticum aestivum (bread wheat)
Lineage: Eukaryota; Viridiplantae; Streptophyta; Magnoliopsida; Poales; Poaceae
Product: F-box/LRR-repeat protein At3g26922
Exons: 3
Coding region: 1557-3113 (518 amino acids)
Molecular function (GO): protein binding
Source: RefSeq, a predicted model, not a curated record
CUCCGUGGACAUCGCCAUUCCUCCAGCAGCGCUGCUGCUCUUCUUGCUCUUUCUCUUUAUCCAUCACAUCCAGUGCGCCGACAAGCCCACCCCAUCAGCGGUGCUCUCCUUCCUCUCAUCUCUAUCCGUGCUCUAGCCACACACCACCCACGCGCCCUUCUUGCUUCAGUCGACGGCUCCUCGUUCCCCUUUCCCUCCCCUCCUCCACAACUAACCAAGCACCGCCCUCUCACGGUUCACGUUCGUCGGCCGGUUGCAGCGCGGCUCCUGUUGGCCGAGCCUGCGCGCGCGGGGGCUGGCUGGGCCGAUGGCUGAGGCGCGGCAGUGGUGGCCUGCUCACGGUCGAGCUCGGCGGCUACUUGACGGGGCCGCGUGCAUCUGCCCCGAGGCUCAGGGCUCCGGAUCUGCGUGGUCAUGUCCACCUCACCCUCCGACAGCGCCUUACUGCGGCGCUUCGGGCCCAUAUCUCGCCGGUUGGCGCGUAGAUGUGCGUGCGCUCGGCUUGAGGUAGCGCAAGGAUGAUGGGGCGGCUUGGAUGGUGGCCCGUGCAGUGUGCGGCUGCCCUGUGAACCCCGAGUUUUCUCUUUCGCGAGAGCAUCCAUCUAUUAUGACGGACAAAUCUUUGUUCAAUUUUUCUGAAUCUUCACCUCGUCUCUCAGCAGAACGCAGGCGUCCCACGAUGACGACGCAGGGGGGUGCAGCAUCUGGUCUAGCAUGGCGCGGAGGCCGGCGGCGACGACCUCGUGGCUCUCUCAGCAGAACUCGGGCUGCGGCGCGACGCCAAGCCACGCCAAGCCACGCCUGCACUCUGCUGUCAUCUGGACGCAUGCCAUGAUGGUCACGCCCUCAAGCUCCAGCACGAGCCCCGCCUUCAAGCGCCGCGCUGCAGCCCGCGUUCCUCUGCUCUGACCGCACACAUCGCGCCGCUGCCCGAGUUCCUCUGCUCUGACCGCACCCGACGCCCGCGCCGGCGACCCCUUCGGCCCUCGCCACGCCGGCGACCACCAAGAACCCCACCACCUCCUCGCCUCCGCUUGCUGCACGUCGCCAGGAGCGCCGCCACCCUCCUAGGAGCCCCGUUGCCGUUCCCCUAUGACCCUCGCUCGAUUACUUGGCUUCUGCGGCGUGGACUCCGGCGCCAAGCGGCGGUGAGUGGCCGGCGGUGGAGUCUGAGAAUGGAUAACAGGCAGUACUGCGGGCUGAAUUCCAACCACUGCAGGGGCUAUUUUGCAAAAAUGAAACGUACUCUCAGGAACACACUUUACAUAGGACUGCGGGUUGAAUUCGAAUAAAUACAGGGGCUUUUUUGUAAGAACGGCGACGACGGACGACGGGCGAGAGGUGGGUCGGGACGGGAGGAAAGAAAAUCGGGAGCGAGGGGUCGUACGAAAGGCUUGACGAACGUAAGAGGGGAAACCGAACACUACGUUUCUUUUAAAUAGUAGAAGAUAUAGAUAUAACAGCCGCCGCCAGCCUCCUCGGCUCCCACUCCGCUCGCCACUCAGAGAGCCCCCCCAAAUCCCCAAACCUCACCGGCUCAUCCGCCGCCGUCGACCAUGGCCGGGCGGUCGCCGUUCACCAACCUCGACCCCGUGACGGCGGCCGACUUGCAGCGCAGGGGCUUCAACCCGCUCGAGCUGGACCGAGCCACGGAGCAGCUGCUCACGUACGUCUACACCAGCCUCAUCCCCGACUUCCCCUUCCUCGCCACCGGGCGGCUCGCCGCCCGCCCCGCCUCCGACGGCGUCGACCGCAUCAGCCGCCUCCCGCGCGCGCUCCUGCGCGACAUCGUCUCCCGCCUCCCCGUUACGGACGCGGCGCGCACGGCCGUGCUCUCCUCCCGCUGGCGCACGGUCUGGCUCUCCGCGCCGCCCGUCCUGGUCGACGCCUACCUCGGGGAGGACGACUACGCCUGGCCCCCCACGCCGGCCAACUCGCCCGCCAUCACCGCCGCCGUCUCCCGCGUCCUCGAGGCGCACCCGGGCCCCUUCCGCCACGUCCACCUCGUCUGCAGCCACAUGAACGCGUACCGGGCCCGGCUCGCGCGCUGGCUCCAGCUCCUCGCCGCCAAGGGCGUCCAGGACCUCGUCCUCGUCAACCGCCCCUGGCCGUGCGACGUGCCCCUCCCCGACGCGCUCUUCGCCAUCAGCACCCUCGUCCGCCUCCACAUCGGCCUCUGGAAGUUGCCGGACACGGCCCGCCUGGGAAGUUACCGGACGUUUCCCCACCUCCGCGAGCUUGGCAUCUGCAGCGUCGUAAUGGAGGAGGGGGACGUCGACGCCAUCGUCGCCAGGAGUCCCGUCCUGGAGGUCCUGAGCAUCCAGGGAAGCAGCAAGGGGCUGCGUCUCCGCCUCGUCAGCCAGAGCCUACGGUGCGUGCAGAUCUGCGGUUCUGUUGUGGAAGACAUUGCCGUGGUGAAGGUCCCAUGCCUCGAGCGGCUCAUCCUGCAUGGAUGCCGGGAUCUGGCUGGUGGCAUGUGUACCAGGAUCAGGAUUCUUGAUGCCCCCAAUCUGCGCGUGGUCGGAUUCUUGGAGCCAGCAAAUCAUGUCCUUAAGAUCGGAGACACCAUCAUAAGGGCUGGGAUGAAGGAGAGCACAGCCACAAUUCUCACAAGCGUGAAGAUCCUCAGCUUAAAUGUGCGUUUCGGUAUCCGCAGCGAGGCAGAGAUGGUGCCCAGGUUCCUCAAAUGCUUUCCCAAUGUGAAGACACUGCAUAUCAUGUCUGGAAAAUGCAAUCAGUCCACUGGUACGCUCAACCUCAAGUUCAAGGAGGUUCCCAUUGAAAGUGCCAUGUUGGGCAUCUCAGAGAUGUAUUUCCGUGAGUUCCGAGGGGAUGAAGGCGAGGUUGCCUUCCUCAAGUCGUUGUUCAAGAGUGCGGAUGUGCUGGAGAUGGCGGUGAUUAUGAUGGCAAAUCCAAGCUUCACGCAGUUUUCACCAGAUGACGCACUUUCCAAGGUGAAGAGUGCUUCUGAGCUCAGUAGAUCCUCCGGCAAAGUGGUGGUGGUUGUGAGUGGAGGUCCUGAAGGAGGAAGACCGUGGAGUUUCCAGAAAGGAACUGAUUUUUCAUGCGAGGACCCUUUUUCAGUAGUUGUGGAGAACCUUCGCAAAGCUUAGUGCCUGUGAAGCGGUGGAAGGUGUUUUUAUUUUGGCUGUGAACUAUGAAGCACGCAUUGUAUCCGAAACUUCGGUGGUCCUUCUUACAUUUAGUGCCUGUGAAGUGGUGGAAGGUGUUUUUUUUGGCUAUGAACUAUGAAGCACGCAUUGUAUCCGAAACUUCGGUGGCCCUUCUUACAUUGCAAACUUUGUGUUAAACUUGUGGCCUGAUUUCUGGUGGCAAUCAGAAAUGCGAUCUACUGAUAUUUUGUUUCC